GUCUAAUUUAGAACACGAAUCAAUCGAUAAAUCAUGAAUAAUUUAUACAAACAUGCUUUAAAACAAGAGCAAAGCUUAACACAGGACUUAGAAAAAUUUGAAAAUGGAGAGGAUGUUUCUGUUGGUAUACAAGGACAAAUAUCGGCAAGUCUUACAGCAUUAAAACGAACAAUAGAUGAUUAUGAUGGACUUGCUAAAAGAGAAAUGAUUCUUGUUAAGCAAGAAAAAGCUUUUGCUAAUAUAAGUAAAUUAAGGGAUGAUUAUAAUGAAUUCAAAAGUCAAUUUGAACGAUUAAAACAAAAAGAGUCCAAUAAGACCAUUCAAAAUAAUAGGGCAGAGUUAUUGGGACGAAGACAUAAUACAUCCACGCCAGAAUCCCCUUUUCAACAACAUGAAUAUUCGAGAGAACAACAUGCAUUACGAGAACAUGAUUUUUUAAAAGAAACAGAUUCAGCACUCGAUGAGUAUAUAAUGCGUGGAAGGGAAGUUCUUAAUAAUAUAUAUGAUCAAAAUAAUACUUUGAAGAAUGCUCAAAGGAAAAUGCUUGAUGCAGCAAAUACACUUGGAUUAUCUCGGAAUGUUAUUCAAUAUAUUGAACGACGUUUUGCUCAAGACAAGUGGAUAUUUAUAGCGGGAGUUAUUUUUACUUUAUUUAGUAUGUGGGCAAUUGUACAUUAUUUAACAUAGGAUAAUUUAUAUUUAUAUAUUUUAAUAUAAGAUAAUAUUUAUACCAAGUAUAGUUAAAAAUUUACUAAUUAAUAAUUGGAUCCUUAUAAUACAAACAUUAUUCCUUUGAGCAAUUCUCUUGAAGGUAUUCUUACCUUCAAUAAAUACCAG
Messenger RNA from Rhizophagus irregularis DAOM 181602=DAOM 197198, 837 nucleotides. RefSeq lists its product as uncharacterized. Gene Ontology annotation, molecular function: SNAP receptor activity; SNARE binding. Gene Ontology annotation, cellular component: late endosome membrane; SNARE complex; endoplasmic reticulum membrane. NCBI's taxonomy places the organism in Eukaryota, Fungi, Glomeromycota, Glomeromycetes, Glomerales, Glomeraceae. The record is from RefSeq and is a predicted model, not a curated record. Gene Ontology annotation, biological process: vesicle fusion; endoplasmic reticulum to Golgi vesicle-mediated transport.